Molecule: messenger RNA, 859 nt
Organism: Medicago truncatula (barrel medic)
Lineage: Eukaryota; Viridiplantae; Streptophyta; Magnoliopsida; Fabales; Fabaceae
Exons: 2
Coding region: 62-742 (226 amino acids)
Source: RefSeq, a predicted model, not a curated record
UGUGGAUGUAAUAAUAAAUAAACAAAUAAAUAUCACAAAUACUUCUAUAUAGUCUAAUCCAAUGCACCGUUACAACAAAAGUGGACCAUUAUCAAUGUCUUCCUCCUAUUCGAAAUUCUUCUCAUCGUUAAGACAGGUUGAAAAAAGGUUAAAAUUAGAGAACACAUCAACACCAAAAACAACAAAAUCUGAACAAGUACAAGAAAGCAACGUUGUAUCAACACUGAGUUCACCUUUGUUCCUCCAACAAAGUUGGAACCAAACAUGUCCAACCCAAGAAAACAGUGAACCUCCUCAACAAUUCCUCUCAGUUUCUCAAGGAUUCACACUGACCCAUCAACACCCUUCUCAAAUUACCACUCCUUCAGAUGAAACUCAAGAAGAAGAUGUUGAUGAAAUUGAAGGGUUAGUAAAUCUAUUAGGAAUGUCAGAGGAAAAAAGGGAUGGUUUUGAGGGUGAUGAGGGUGGUGGUGAUUGUGAUUCUUGUCACUGUGAAGGUGGGUUUUAUUCAAAGAUUGUUGGUGUGGAGGGACCAAAGUGUAAGAAAGAGGUGUUGAGGUUGGAUGGGUGGAUUAAGCAUUUUAUGAAUGAUGGGGUGGAGAAGAAAGAGCCUUUGAGGCUGGCACAUUUGCUUUUAGGGAAAGCUGCUUUUAUUUCUGGGGGUGCAGAUAGUGGUUUUGGAGAUUUGGAUUUCCCUUCAACUAUUCAAGAAUUUCUUCAUACUGAUCCUCCCAGUAAAUGAAGCAUCAUUUCACAACUCCUUAUUUUACUUUUUAAAAUUUGUUUUUACUAUUUAACUUUAUUUUAUGAUAUUCUUCUUUGUAGCUGUUGUUAUGCAAAUACACAGUGAUUUAUUUUA